CAUACACACGCAGCUGUGCAGUCCAGGCCUAGCCUACAAUUUGGACGUGUACGCUUUUUGCACAGUGCAGUGAAAGAGCAGUUGGCCACUUGCCGCCUGGAUAUCGUGCGAGUAAGAAGUAGACCGAAAAUGGCUGGAAUUGACAAAAUGGAGGGGAUGAUGCAGUAGAGGUGGGGGCCCCAGCUUCACGCAGCUGUCUGCACCAGUGGCUCAGUCGCUGCAGCUACGUAGGAGUCAGCGUGGAAAAAGUGUGGAUUCUACAACUCCCAAGGGUUGGUCUCUCCCCCAUGGAAGCUCCUCUGGGUGACCACAGAGCCCAUUUUACCAGCGGGGGCUGCCAGUGCACCUAACACUUGUUCCUCCUCCCUCUUUGUUUUUAGUGUGGCCUGUUGUGGAGUUGUCUCCAGCUGAUUACAUUUGUACAUGUUUAGCAGCAAUUGUUGUCUGCCUGGCGGGCCUGCCAAACCUGGGUCUGGACUUGUAGAUAUUCUUGUUGCUAGCCGCAUCAACUUUAAUAUGGUGACGGUGAUCACGGAAAAGCUGCAGAAUCAGUCGCUGGACGAUGUGAAGUUUGCAGAAAUUAUACCAUACCAGACACGCAGCAAGACAAAGGCCAGGGUUUGGCAAAAGCAAAACUUCCAACAUGUCGCUCUAUCAGGAAAUAAAGGCACCCCACAGGUAAUCAGUCAAGAAAAGCUCACCCCAGAGCGUCCAAACAGAUCGCACCCUACCACACCCCAGAGUGCUGCACCAAGCAAGACGCUAGAAAGUGAGAGUAACAUCACUGAUGUGUCUGCAAUCACGCCAGCUCCCCCUAAGAAGAGACACUGCCGAUCCCUCUCCGCGGGUGAGGUCAAUGAGCGCAAGUGGAGACCACGCUCUUCCAAAAUCUGGCGAGCUCCUGUUCAGAGUCGGCGGAAAUGCGACACCCACCAGACACAGCUGCACAGCUCACACCAGAAGGCAGGGAGUGGCGGACUUGCUGGAAUCCCUGGCAGCUCAGGCUUGAACCCCUCAGUCAAUGAGUUCUCCACACCGCCAGAAUCGCCCAUCCCGCGUCCGACCUCCUCAGCCUCCUGGGAUGGCACCAACUCGGGGAUCCCCUACUGGCUGGAGCACGCUACUUUCAGGCCCGUGCUCUCGCCUCGUGCCUACAGCCGCUCCUUCUCAGAAGAUAAGGCAUCAGAGAGCUCAGGGUCGGUGUGCUCGUUCACUGGGAGCACAGACUCGGAACUGGACAGAGGGGUGGUACCACAGAGAUGUCACUCGCACCCUUCUGUUCGGAAAAGCGGGAAGAAACGACGCAGGGAAGAGGAGACUCGGCCUAAAUUGGACUUGUUCAAAAUGGAGGAGGCCCCAUUUGUGACGCCGGAGGACUGGCCCUAUAAGAGCCGAGGUAGCGGGGCAGCUGAGGGCAAGCAGAAUUCACUGGAGUCGUCGUCGUCGUCACAGAGGCACAGAAGACUAGGCAACCAGACACUAAUGAACAAGUAUUACACCAGGAGUUAUGGCAAGUCCCUGCUGGACUCACAGCAGUUCUGCGGCCUGCAGACCAUUGCCUCCUCGCCGCGGGACACAUCCGGCCAUGCUUCCAGCAUCCUGAUCACACCUACCUCAAGCCCCACGCAGGAACUGGACCAGCAGCCUGCAGGGGCCGGCCUCAAGCCGGCGCCCGGCCCGCAGUACAGCCUGCGCAACAGCACCCGCUGCCAUGAUGCCGAGCGAGAAUGUCAGGAGUGCUGCCACAGCAGCGAUGAGGAGAACGGGGACGAGUUGGACCGGGAGGACGGAUUCGACUCAGGCAUCUUCCCCCUGGAUCCUAGCAAUGAAUUGGACGUUGACCAAAUUGAACAAAACUGAUAAAAGGGAGAGUGGCAACUAUUUUGUUUUUAGGUGGACCUUCUUUCUUUUUCUGUUUUUAUGUUACAAUUUGUCAACCGAACAUUUUGUGAAAACAGAAAUAAAUGUUAUCCAUAGUGCCCACACAGAACCCAGCCCAGCAACAUGUAGUGGUUCUUGCACAGAAUUUCAUUUCAAGUUAAACCACUAAAGACAGACUCGUCCCAGAGGAUUUAAUGAAAGAUUAUUUUUUAAAAAAAGCCGUUUUGGAAGUUUUGGUUAUUAAUUCUUGCUUGCAGUGUGUUCAAAGUGUAAGGUAGUAUAACAAAAUCCAAAAUUGUUUCUUUAGAGUAAAACUUUGAAUUUCACAAAUGUGUUUUGCAAGAACAUUUUAAAAAUCGUAACUUAAUACAUGACCAAAUAGAGUAUGAAUUUGUUCUUGUUUGUUUUUUUUUUACAUGUGCUACGUAUUUAUUUUAUAUUGUUUUGCCUUUUUGUAAUUGUCCUCUUGGACUCUGAAAAUUCUCAUGUGCAGGUGUGGCCUUUGGGCUACCCAAUUAUGACAACAGAGGGCGCUAUGACCUGUAAAUUCUGACCCACACGUACACAUGGUGUUGUAAUCCAGAUGACUCCUGGUGUACACCAAUUUGGAAGCAAUAGGACUCUGGCUGGCAUUGACAUCACUCCUAAAUAGUGUAAAUUCUUGGCUCCAUGCCAAUCCAACCCAUAUCUGCUUACGUAUAGAAAGAUAGAGAGGGACAGCUAUUGUGCACUUCAAAAACAUCCAUAUGGAAAAAUAUAAUGACACUACAAUUUUGAUCUCUUUUCCAAAUUCCCUCUACGUCAGUACAUAUUUUUUUUUUACAAUGCCAAUUGUAAGUUCCUCUUUGGCCCCAUUCAGCUCUAUUUGAUGGGCUGAAGGCCCAGUUUGAUUUUGCAUUGUAGUAACACAGUUUCAGCUGAUAAAUGGCAUUUAAUCUCACCAUUUUACGAUCUGUAUUUGUCAUUCCACAUCCUGAAUGGUUAUAAACCUUAAACCUCAGACUCCUCAGUUGAUUUCUGGGAAGAAUAUCCCUCUCUUUUUUUAAAAUCAUGUUCCUGAAGAUUUUGCCCGAGGCCAUAGAACUUCAAAGAUUUGUCUAACUUCCUGUGUUUGAAAAAGUGUUAUUUUCCUCAGGGGUUUCUGACCGAAAGUCUGAGCCAAGAACAUAUCAAAUAAUUUGUUUUUCUUUGUGUUUGGUUCCUGGUUUGCUUUUGUGGUUGGGAUACAUGCACGCAAUCCACCUUUUAAUACCCGAGAAGGGCGUUAAUGACAUCUAUCUGAGAGCUCCAUUUCUGAGAGUUGCCAGCCACAGGAGAAUGUUCAUAGUCCAUCGGACGUGUGUGUGUGUACAUUAUGGGAUCAUGUAGAUACUUGCGGUAUUGUUGGCAUGAACUGUGGAGGCGGAACCCUGAAGGGCAGUCUGGGUUGGAAAAAAAAAAAUGUUGACAUUGCUAUCAGUAGUGUGGAACAGAUUUGAGGUGGUUUAAAAGCACACUGUAUAUUUAAGUGCUUGAUUUUAUUUCUCCGUGUUCUCUUGCUCUCUAGACUUGACUUUGGAACAGGCUGAAUUACUAACCUAUAAUGAUAGACCUUUACAGGGGUUCAGUUCUAGGCAGCCUAAAUGUGUAAUGUACACCAUAUCGGCUGAUGAAUUCUGAAACAAAAAAAUGGUUUUGUUUUUUCAUUCAUUCAUAGCGACAAAGUAAAGAGUGUCAUCUACAUGUGGCUUAUUAUGGCUACUCAAUGGACAUAUCCGCUUUUUGCAUUUACAGUUGAGGGCGCUGCUUGUCCCAUUCAUGAGAGCCAGUGACCCUUGGGUCCUUGUCUCGUUGCAGAAAUUGUGUGGUGCAUGUGCACCCACAAGGUCACAGAUUGUGCAUGUCUCACAUGGGCGUAUGCAUCGACCAAUUUCUGACUCAUUCUGUGCAAGGCCUCAACCCAAAUGAUCUCAGGUGCCCAAUUUGACUAAAAAUUUCAUGCACCCCAGGAGGUUAGGAUUAAUGCUUUGCUCAAGUCUUAUCUGGUGCAGUGGGGACCAAAGGACUUGCAUUUAACUGUGUUGAUGAUUUUCCCAAAGUCCGAAUGCUACACAAUCUGCUCUGUAGGCCUAGAGCUGGAAAGCUUUUCAAAGUGAGCUCCACCCAUGAAGUGGCAUUGAAAAAGUCUGAACUGGGUAGAUACAAAUGCCUGCACAUUUAGUGCUUGUACAUAGGUCAGGUGCGAGCUUGAAUCUGUGCCAAGAGUAUGUAUGAUGCUGAAUUUACUUCAUAGAUCUCUGACAGUUACGACCUUGUUGAGUUACUGUCAGGGCCAAAGUUUACUGGGCACUGUUGGAAUGAUCAAACAGCUAUAGUAAGGGAAAGAAAUGUUUCACUCAUUUUUUGAUGAAGUGGACCUUGCAAUUUGGCAGACAACUUGUCACUCUAUGAGGUUCUGUGCAGUUUGUAAGUGCGAGGAAGUAAAGAGUUAGAGAUGCACGGCAAGGAACUAUUUUUAGAUGUGCAUUGCUCCAUGAAAAAGCCACAGGGUGCCGUGCGUUUAAAAUCUUAAAUGAUGUCGUACGAAAAUCCCCCCAUCAUAUCUAGUCUCUUUUUCUUUGUUUAGACACAUCCUCACAUGGAUGUUGUGGUUGUCAUUGAUCUGUGCAAGAAGCCAGUGAGUCAGUUUUAUUUUCAACUUUGGAUGAGCUGUAAAAAUUACUCACGUUCCAAAUUCAAGUCUGUUCGGGGUUCCUCGGCCAUUUGCCAACUCUACCAAGUCUGUACAUGGUUCUUUUUGCUUUUUAAUUACUUUUUUUUAUUAUUGAUUUGGUGCAUUAUAGUAGUCUCUAUAUAGAACAAGCAAGUUGAAUCAGUUUGUAGGUAGCGUAAGCAGGGCAGUAUGCAAUAAUUUUAUGUUGGCUUUUUUGUGUGUUUUGUGUCUUUAAUGUUGUGGCUGUGUCUCCAAGCAAAAUGAUUUAUAAGUUGGGAAACAUUUUUGAGGGAUAGAUUUGCUUCCAGUUUUUGUAAGUUGACUGACCCAUGGCUUGGAGUUGAUAUGGAGGGGCUUGCAUUGAAAGAAGUGACAGCGUGAAAACUCUAUGGCUUGCACUUGUGUUCCUAAGCAAGGUACUUUAUUCCAAUGGCAGUAAGCCAGGUAGAACCCAAGAGGAAUUUUCAGCAUUUCCUGCUUUUUCCUGGCGUGGUUUAGUCUUGUAAACACAGGUCACUUCUUGAUGUGAUUUGAAGCAAAUGGCCACUGGCUGUAAAUGAAUGGUCAUUCUGUGGGAAUUCAAGGUGUACAGCGUACCUCUCACAUUACAUUAACAGACAGUGUCUUAGUUGCACAAUCUGAACAGGUUAUUAUGGUUCAAUGCAAUUGUGUGUACUUAAUUCAGAAUGCAGUUCCUGGGCAGGUCGGCCGUUUCCAAGGCAUAGGCCAGUCUCAUAAUUGAUUAGCAGGCAUUGGGAACCAGAAAUGGACAGUACAAAUGCUAAGUCAAUGAUAACCCCUGGACAUGACUGAUCUAAUGACUCUGUGUUUAUCAACUUACAAUAAAUUUUCUUGUCAGGGUGUAUGCAAGUUCCUUUGAAUUGUGUGGGUUUUUUGUGGGGUUUUUUUGGGGGGGGGUGUAGUCUGCAUGCAUAAUGUGUGUUAAUAUGGCAAAGCUUUUAUGUUUGGCUUCUUGACAUUUUCAGUCCAACGGGCAGUUCUCCAUUUAAUUGAAGCUUGUUCCUGAAAUGUACAGACUGCAUAUUACAGCAGUCAAAAUCGGCUCAUUUUGCAAUCUCAACAGCCACUUCAGAAAGUGUCAAAUGAGCUUGGAAAAACUGUCCUAUCGCAUCACUUAAAAGAUUGCAGUCCUCUUAUAUUGAAGUCAUUGUGAUGAAAAACCUCUACACAAAGAAUGUAGAGUGUUGAAUUUCAUUGGGGUGAAGAUAUUUUCCUCGGAUAGAAUUUUGAUUUGUUGGAUUUUAAUUUUGCUCCUCUGCUGAAUACAAAUUUUGCCAAAAUGUUGUAUUUCCCAAUUGCUUAACAGUAAAGAAAAAGGUUGUAUUUGUGGAAUUAAUAUUUUUGUUUUGCUGUGAAAUGGCUAACAAAUAUUAAAAAGAGACAAACAUGUAGGUUAAAAACAUUUGCAUUCCUCUACCAUUAACAGUUUGCUGUUCAAGAAAUAUUUUUAACUUUUAAGAGUUGAAUUUUGAUUCUGUAUAAAUUAAGCACAAGUGAUAUUACCAGAAUAAGAAAGGGGCAGUGAUGAUUGGUGAGAAAGGUCACCUUUGCCGAGUGAACAAAGUCUAUUCUUUGAGCACUUGACCACUGUACAUGAGAUUGCAAGAUGAGGGAUGAUUUUUCAAGGCUGCAAGGCCAAGAUACAUGUUACCAGGCCCAUGUGAACAGUUUUGUGAAAUGCAGUCAGGCGACCUGAACUUGAUGGGCUGGUCAUCUGACACAACUUGUGAACAUGAGGUCUUUUUUUGUAAGUAAUGCUGUUAAUUGAAGUCAGGAGACUUGGUAUUAGGAUUGGUCACAGUGAGGAGUUCAGGGGAAUUUUUUUUCUCCAAAAGAAUAUUUUUGAUUUGAAAUGACGUAGAAGUCACUUCUAAAUGUUAUCAAGUUGAAAACUUCUUGUGCUGUAUUCAAGUGAAGUGAACUGAAUUUUUCCCAUUAUGAACUCCUUCACAGAUUUCCUCCAUUGUUAGGAGUUAUUUCAAACUACAGCAGCAAGAUUCACUUUUGUCGCUUUUUUUUACACUAAACAAUUUGUACAAUUUAUAGGAGGGAAACUCUUCUGGUAAUUUUUGUUCUUUUUCGAGAUACCUAAAAGUGGUGUGGACAUAUUUGUUCUGUUGUGUAUAUAUAUAUUUUAGGAAGACAUUUAACUGGUGCGGUAUGUUCAAGUUGAGCAGGACUGACCAUAGUCAAACAUGUUGGCUGGGUAAUGAUGAUAAGGAACUAAUAAGUGCUUGAUGCAUAUAUUGACGCAUUUCAUGCUGAUACCUACAAUUCAGGGUUUGUCUUGCCUGCUUUAUAGCUUUUUAUCGAUACUUUUAUUGAUAUGUGGAGAUGGUAGAAAAUGUGAUAGAUGUUUCCAUUCCAGAAGCAGGUGUUUUUGAGCCGGUCUUUCAAGCAGGUGAAACAACAAAAACAAGACAAGAAAAUAAACUGGUAGAUUAUUUUUUACUCUGAGAACAGUUACUGAUGUUUUAGCUUGAUAAAGCAGUAUUAUAAUGGAAUUUUGAUGGACGAGUAACAGUGAGGAUAAAAGAAAAUGUAGCCUUUUUUGGGGGAGACCCAAUAACUAGCAAUGAACAAGUCAUUGUUAGUGAAUCGUAGUCAAACACAUGAACUGUUACAAGUGCACAUAUACUGUGGUGUUAGAAGCACUGUAUUGGUGUGUUUUCAUAAGUGCACUUUUUCAAGUUUUUAGGUUACCCCUAGCAAAGUUCGUUGUCUACCCUCCCCAGUAAUUUCUAGAUUUUAUUUGUUUAAAAGAAAAAGCCAGUUGUGGCAGGAAUUUGAUUCCUGUGGGAAUGCCAACUGCAGGUGGAUUCGUAUUUAAACGAAAAAUAGUAAGAUUUUUCAAAGGCAAAUUGGAGUUUAAAGGCACAGUUCCCCCAUGUGUUUGUUCACGACUCGCAAGGCUGAUGUUAAAGUUUCAAAAAAGGAGUUCAACAGAAUAAAAGAUUUGUCAUUUUUUGUAGGCUGGUGGAGCCCAGUCAGCUGUUCAAUGUUUUUUCCUCCUGGUUCUAAAACCAAAGAGCACCCACGAAAAAGAAAAUAGACGAAUGUUUUAACCCCCUGAGAAUUAUAGACAAGAAAAGAUUGCAUUUCAGCUUUCUUUGUGUAAUUUUAUGAAUUAUGAGAAAGAGACAGCGCUGACCCUACCCAUUGGCCAGUAUGAUGGGCCAUCUCUGACUGCCCACAACCUUGGCACGCUCGUAUUUGAAAAAAGAAUAAAAGCACUUUCCUGUAAGCACAACUGAAGUCAAAAGUCAGGUUGGAAUAGGCGCUGGUGGCUCAAUGUACAACUGCAUGUAAUUCAAAAGUGGUAGUAGCAAGAAGAAGAAGCUGUAUUCAAAGCUGGAGUUGAUGGGUCCAUCUUGCCUUAGCAUAACCCUAACAGUCCUCAAUCCUCCAACAGGUGAAGGAUUGAGGACUGUUGGGGUUAAGGCAUUACUGUGCCUUUAACACCCCAUUCGGGCUGAUUGCCUAUUGUAAGUUGUAAAUACAUUUUUGUGGCUUUGAUAAAUACAAAUCUGAGAUAGUAUUCCCAGACAAUUUUAGUCUGGCUCCUCUAGUUGCCUUACUUGAUACCUUUUCUGCACAUCUAGUCCCCCGACUCACUCCUUGUUAUAGAGACAGAAAAGAGCACUUUGAUAAAAUUAAAUUGACACUCGGUGUUAAUUGUAAUCUUAUAGACUGAUGAUAAACUUUUUGAACAAUGCAUGAGGAUUAUUAGUGUUUACCAUACGGGUGUUGAUAUUAAGCUGAAAUCUUACAAUUUUUUGUAAAAAAAAGUUACUGUCUUUGAAUACAUUUGUAUAGAUGUCCUGUGAAAACUAGGAAAGGAAAUUAGCAUCGGAUUGAAUCUAAAAACUUGUGUACAAUCCUAGACUUGAUUAGGAACUUAUUGCAUGAAUUGUAUAGAAGAAAACAUUACUUCACAUUUAGUUACAGAAAAACAACUGAUCAUUACUGUAUGCAUGGUUAAAUGUUUUGUAAUAACUGUUCACCCCAUUAAGAUGUUUCUUCAGCUUAUUCAAAUAAAAUUCCUUCUAGUUGAAAUUAGACAUGUUCCCAAAAUGUAUUUUAAAAAAGUAUGAAUUUCAAGAGUUUGGAUUUGGUAAUGAAAUGAGCCCAUGAAUUGCUAAAGAUGAUUACCUGAUUGUUAUUAACCAUCUACACCUGUGUGUUAAGAGAAAUUUGUGUCCUAGUAGUAAAAACAGCGCCUGUUUACUCUGUGGAUGUUCAUUUUUCAAUAGAAAUGUUUCAAAUACAGAUCAAUGUGGGAAAAAAUACCUGGGAGACGAAGCUUACGUUCACCCUCAGUUAUGAAUUGGGGAAUGAGAAUGCGGUGAUAAGGAAUCUGUUUUGGAAUGUAUAAAGUGUUUCCACACAAUCGGAUUGCGUCUGAAUAUAUAUUUGUCAGAAACAAGGUGUUUGCACUAUAUUUCAGCAAUAUUGUGGGAUUAAGCUUCAUCUUGUGUUGAUCUUUAAAAAGACUUGAGCACCAUUGAACCAUUCAAUUUUGUUUAGGUUUUAGGUUUGUAUUUCAAAAAAGAACUUGUUUGGUCAUGUGAAAUUUUGGAGCAUCUUUUAGUGAUUACAAUUAAAACUGAUUAUGGCUUAUGGUUUCUUUGCUUCUUUGGGGUGGGGGUUUGAUUGCUUGGUUGAAAAAAAUGGUUCUCUUUGUUUCUUUUUUUGGCAAGAAUAUAUGUUCUUGCCACAUUUUUAGAAAUACAUUGGAUAUAAUGUGUAUUGUAUUGGUUAGUUCAAUGGUUUGGGUUGUAACGAGAAAUGAACAGCAGAACAGUACUACAGAAUUGGGACAAAAGUAAAAUGCUCUUUUUUAUUUCUUUUUUUUUGGUUAGAACCCACUUUUGAAUUCUUUUAAGAUUGAUUUAAGCUGCUGAUUUAAGAGUUGAAGUUAACCUCAGUGCUGUGUGGCAUACUGUUUUAUUUUUACUUCUGGCAAGCUGUGGACCAACACGUAAUGUCAGGUUGUUAAGGUUUUCUUUUAUACAAAUAUGUCAUUAAUUCUUGAAGUUUGAAUUAGAUUUUUUUUAUUAUGUAAAUCCACAGUGAAGUUAGCCAAUUGCUUGUUUGCACAACAGAACUGUUUUAUGAUUUUUUUUCUGUUUUGCCGUGUUCUGAUAUUUUAUUUUGUAUAAGUACCUUUUGAAGUGAAAGAAAAAAAAUCAGCAAGCUCAAAAUUUUGUAUUUUUAGGGAGAAAUUCUAAAAUAAGACAUUUAAUCCAAAUGUAGUUGUUUUGUUUGGAAAGUUAUGUGCACCUUAACAGGUUUAUAAAUACAGUGUGAUUUGGGGUGUUUUUGUUUUCUCCUUUUGGUUUUUUUUAAAACUAACUUCCGUGGAAAAAGAAAAAGAAAAAAAUAAUCCCUGGUUAUGCUACAUUGAAGGUUUGAGAAUAACCUCUAGUUGGUGAUCAAUGCUUAAUGCUAAAUCCAGCGAAUAGGUUAUGCUGACAGGAAACAGUUAAUUGAGCACCAAAUGCUUUAUGAGUAAUUAAAGACCUAAUUAAAUGAACAUGCUAAAAUCUUUGUUUAAUCAGCAGAAAUGUUUGGCUGACCUCAUGUCUGCUUUUCUGCUUACACUCAAGCAUGUCUCCUACAGACAUGGUAGAAGUUCCAGUGUUACAUUCAAACAUCAUUAUAUUUAAGCCAAACGUAUUUGUCUAGUAAGUGUGUCCUCCGUGGUGUUAGUUGUCAUCUUAGAGCAACUGAGCACCUGUGUUUGAAAUUGGGUCCCAAACUCCAUGAUCUUUUGCAGAUUUACUUGGCAUUUGGUGCAGAAAGGCAGAGUUGGAAUGAAUCGGUCAGGGAGCAUUGAUUUGAAAAAAGAAAAAUCUCUCCUAGUGUUCAGAGUUUUGCUUUUGGAAAAUAGUGUUGCAAGGUCACUUUUCAAGGAGAUUUUCAUACAACACAGCCAGUACAGAUUUGGUGUUUUGCAGUGUCAUUUGAGUUUUACUUAUCCUUUGAAAUAUUCUUCUUUAUAAAACAGAGAACUGAAAAUUAUAAAUACUGCAUUUAUUGCUAAUUGUAAAAUAAGCUCUAUGUCAGUUGUAAGUUUGGCCGCUUUAAAUACGAAAAGGAGAGCAAACACCUCAGAAACACUUUGGCCAUACUCAGAUUCCCUGUUUUUUUUUAGUCUAAACUGCAAGGAUAAGUUGAUGUAUAUCGAAUCAAAUGCACCUGUAAUUUAGGUACUGUUUUAGAUAUUGUUCACUUCUGUUAGCAAAGCUAGCCCAUAUGAUGUAAAGUGUAUGCUGCAGUCUGUGAUUCACUGGGGUAGUAAUGGAUGUUUGUCUCUUGCUCCAGUGCAGUUCAUGACCGAUUGUGAAACGGGGAUAGGCAACAGCCCCACGUCCAACCCCCCCGCCCUGCCCCACCACCCCACCCCUCCCUUUAGAGGUACACUUUGAGUGUUACAAUGGCCGUCACCUGUGGAUUUAGUGUGACACUGACAGCUGUUUUAUGGAAUGGGAAAUAAAGAUGCUUAUUAGACAUGUUUUUGAUAAAAGA
Molecule: messenger RNA, 11125 nt
Organism: Acanthaster planci (crown-of-thorns starfish)
Lineage: Eukaryota; Metazoa; Echinodermata; Asteroidea; Valvatida; Acanthasteridae
Product: protein FAM53A-like
Biological process (GO): protein import into nucleus
Cellular component (GO): nucleus
Source: RefSeq, a predicted model, not a curated record